Messenger RNA from Penicilliopsis zonata CBS 506.65, 1299 nucleotides. RefSeq lists its product as hypothetical. Gene Ontology annotation, molecular function: hydrolase activity. Bases 1 to 1299 code for a protein of 432 amino acids. The record is from RefSeq and is a predicted model, not a curated record. The transcript has a single exon. Lineage: Eukaryota; Fungi; Ascomycota; Eurotiomycetes; Eurotiales; Aspergillaceae.
AUGAUGAAAACAGCCCUGUUCUCAAUUCUGGCCGCUGGAGCGGCCGUCGCCGCUGUUCCUGCCACCCCGCAGAGUCCCCUGGGAGGCGUGUCUCCAAGCCCCGGCAGCUACAGAGGAGGCUUGAACAAGGUCAUCAGCGAAUCAGCCCUCCUCUCCUUCCACCGAGACAUCGUGGAGAUCGCGUCCGUGACUGGCGAUGAACAUGAUGUCGGCGAGUUCAUCGUCCGCUUCCUCCAGGAGAAGAACUUCACCGUGACCAAGCAGACCGUCACGCCCGAGACCGCCAGCCAGAAAGAACGCUUCAAUAUCUACGCCUACCCAGAAGACCAGCCCCACCCGGAGAUCCUCCUCACGAGUCACAUUGAUACUGUGCCUCCGUUCAUCCCGUACUCACUUGAGGGUGCUGAUGACGACGGCGAUGACUCUUUCAAUCGUGAGUCCAUCGCCAUCUCCGGGCGUGGCUCCGUCGACGCCAAAGGCAGUGUUGCCGCCCAGAUCUUCGCCGCCCUGGACACCCUGGCCGAGCCUUCUUCUGCCCCAGCGCUCGGCCUGCUCUUCGUCGUUGGCGAGGAGACCGGCGGUGACGGCAUGAAGCGUUUCUCCGACUCGCCCCUCAACACCUCUCCACCAAGCUACCACACCGUCAUCUUCGGCGAGCCGACCGAACUCGCCCUCGUCUCCGGCCACAAGGGCAUGCUGGGUUUCGACAUCCUGGCCCACGGCCGCGCCGCUCAUUCAGGUUACCCCUGGCUAGGCCGGAGCGCCGUCUCUGCCAUCCUGCCCGUCCUGUCGCGCGUCGAUCAGCUAGGCGACAUCCCCGCAGAAGAAGGCGGCUUACCCGCCAGCCCGAAAUACGGCAAGACAACCGUCAACCUGGGCACUGUCAACGCUGGCGUUGCCGCCAACGUCGUCCCCGCUACAGCGCAGGCGAACGUCGCAGUGCGUUUGGCGGCGGGCACCCCGGAAGAAGCGCGCGAGAUUGUCCGCCAAGCGGUGCGCGAUGCCCUGACUCACGACGACGACAACGUCUCCGUCGACUUUUCCCACCAUUCUGAAGCAUACCCGCCGCAGGACCUCGACACGGACGUCGACGGCUUCCAGGUCAUCACAGUCAACUACGGCACCGAUGUUCCCAAUUUGGUCAUCCAUGACUCCCCUGCGGCGAGGGUGAAACGCUACCUAUACGGGCCCGGGAGCAUUCAUGUCGCCCACGGCGAUCACGAGGCUCUGACGGUUGGUGCGCUCGAGGAGGCGGUCCGCGGGUACAAGAGGCUGAUCCAGGCUGCGAACAAAAACUAG